AUGGCACCGCCGCCCGCACGCGCCCUGCUCCUGGGAGCCGCCGGGCUGCUGCUCCUGCUGCUGCCCCUCUCCUCUUCCUCCUCUUCGGACGCCUGCGGCCCCUGCGCGCCGGCCUCCUGCCCGCCGCUGCCCCCGCGGGGCUGCCCGCUGGGCGAGACCCGCGACGCGUGCGGCUGCUGCCCCAUGUGCGCGCGAGGCGAGGGCGAGCCGUGCGGGGGCGGCGGCGCGGGCAGGGGGUUCUGCGCGCCCGGCAUGGAGUGCGUGAAGAGCCGCAAGAGGCGGAAGGGUAAAGCCGGGGCAGCAGCCGGCGGCCCGGGCGUGAGCGGCGUGUGCCUGUGCAAGAACCGCUACCCGGUGUGCGGCAGCGACGGCAACACCUACCCCACCGCGUGCCAGCUGCGCGCCGCCAGCCUGAGGGCCGAGAGCCGCGGGGAGAAGGCCGUCACCCAGGUCAGCAAGGGCACCUGCGAGCAAGGUCCUUCCAUUGUGACUCCCCCCAAGAACAUCUGGAAUGUCACUGGUGCCAAGGUGUACUUGAGCUGUGAGGUCAUCGGAAUCCCAACCCCUGUGCUCAUCUGGAACAAGGUAAAAAAGGACGAUAACAGAUUUCACAGGACAGAACUCUUGCCUGGUGACCGGGACAACCUGGCCAUUCAGACCCGAGGUGGCCCAGAAAAGCAUGAAGUAACGGGCUGGGUGCUGUUAUCUCCACUCAGUAAGGAAGAUGCUGGAGAAUAUGAGUGCCAUGCAUCCAACUCCCAAGGACAAGCUUCAGCAUCAGCAAAAAUUACAGUGGUCGACAGCUUACAUGAAAUACCAGUGAAUAAAGGUGAAAGUGCCAAGCUAUAA
Molecule: messenger RNA, 849 nt
Organism: Pipistrellus nathusii (Nathusius's pipistrelle)
Lineage: Eukaryota; Metazoa; Chordata; Mammalia; Chiroptera; Vespertilionidae
Source: the annotation of a GenBank genome assembly